UUAUUUGCGAAACUCGAUAAAAUAGGUGCAAAGGCGUUACGGACUAUUUCUUCACUCGUUUAGAUUUAAAGACCACACAUAUUUGUAUAACAAAACAAUAAAACACGGUACACACAGCCAUUAGGAUACACCCUCUCGGCUGUUCCUGAAGAGAUUCGACCAACAUGUUGCUGUUCACCGCUCUGUUGCUUCACGCCUUCUCCGGCUUUGCUUCUACUAGUGAUUCUGGAGAGCCAUCUAUGUGUUCAAUGCUGGAAUAUAUGGGGCCUCACAAUGAAAGCAAGUAUUUUCUCUCCAAAUUUUACUACGUAAACGCACAACAAGCUCUAAAUAUAUGUUCAAUAUGCGGCAUGUACCUAGUAGAGGUCAAUGACGAAAGUGAGUUCAAGUUUGUGCAAGACAUUGCCAGGAAUUCCAAAACUGAAUAUCUUCUGCUUUCUGGAUCUGACGCGAUUACGGAAAACAAUUGGGUCUUCCCAAACAAUGAACCGGUCAAGUAUAAAGCGUGGUCAAGCGAAAAUCCAGACAACCAUCUAGGUGUUGAAGAUUAUCUAUCCAUUGCUAAGGUGUACGGCUAUAGAAUGAAUGACAUGCCAGAUCCACCAAAUAAUAAUUACAAGUUCCUUUGUGAAAGAGCGAUUAACUCUGAUGAUCCGCUUGACCAGGUUAAAUAAAAUUGUAACUUGUUAUUAAUCAACAGAGUUUUAAAUUAAACAUUGAUUUC
Molecule: messenger RNA, 724 nt
Organism: Physella acuta
Lineage: Eukaryota; Metazoa; Mollusca; Gastropoda; Physidae
Source: RefSeq, a predicted model, not a curated record